This is a messenger RNA of Orcinus orca (killer whale), 14927 nucleotides long. It is a transcript of the gene CRYGN, whose product is annotated as crystallin gamma N. Gene Ontology annotation, molecular function: structural constituent of eye lens. The coding region runs from base 5888 to 6946 and encodes 352 amino acids. Gene Ontology annotation, biological process: visual perception; lens development in camera-type eye. Lineage: Eukaryota; Metazoa; Chordata; Mammalia; Artiodactyla; Delphinidae. The transcript is spliced from 6 exons. The record is from RefSeq and is a predicted model, not a curated record.
CUCAUUGCUCGUGGGUAAACACCAGGUCGCACGGUAGGUGUAUCUUAACUUUAUAAAAAUAUGUUUCUGCAAGUGGCCGCAGGGUUUUACAUCCCUUCCAGCAGCUCAGGAGUGUCCACCUGCCCUGCAUCCUCACCAAGACUUAUAAUUGGUUGUCUCUUUAAAUUUCUGCCAUUCUAACGAGAUGUCUCGUUGUGCUUUGAAUCUGCAUUUGAGGGGGAGUUUUUAAAGGAUGGGCAUAUUCUUGGCCUUUGAGGCAUUAGAUCAGGAAAUGUCGAAGACUUAGGUGAAGGAGGGAGAACUGGAGGAGCAAAGUCCAAAACAAGAACAGGAAUAGACAAGCUGGGCAUCCUUGGAAAACUGCCAAACGCUGAAGGAAUGUUGGAAUUGUGCAUCUGUAGGGGUUGAGGACAUGGAUUCUGGAUUCAAAUCCCAACUCCACUGCUUACUUGUUGUGUGACCUUGGGCAAGUUACUUACUCUGCCUCACUUUCCACAUCUAUGAAAUGGGGGUAAUAAUACCUACCUCUUAAGAUUGUUGAGAAAAUUAAAUGAUAUAAUAAGUCUUCGUUGGUGCCUUACUGUGUAAACACUAUGAAAGUCAUUAUUAUUGUCCCCAUUUUUGAAUUUAUUAUAAUUCUAUGUCUUCCCACUACCUGGCCCCUAACAAUUUCCCUGGGAGGGAGGGGGAGUGUAGUUACUGUAACCACCUCUAGGGGUCAGGCUUCAGCGCCUUUCACUUACCUAAGCGGCGCAGUAUUUGAGGAUAGGAUAUGGGGGACAAGGGGAUUCUUGGACCCACGCGUCCAGCCUUUGCACUACCACCCUUUUCUUCCCUACCCCAAUCCAAUGUUCCCCCUUGGAGACCUCUGGCCCCUCUUUUGGGAGGGAGAUGUCUUAUCAUCAUCUCCUAGAAGUGGAUUUGAACUCGGGCAGAGCAGGGAACCCCGGGUCCGUGGGACCUCACACUGAGCAAGCCAGAGGAUGUUUUCACCCCUCAACCCAGAAGGCUGAGGUCCCGGCUAGUCCACAGACAGGGCACAGAUUCUGGCUAAAGGUGUUCCCUCCCUCCCUGUCCAAUAAAAAUGGGUCCCAGUCCAGUGGUUCAAGCCACAAACUGGGAAAGGUCUUCAGAUAAUAGGUUAGAUUACAGGUUAAAACACACACGGACACAACAAGGAACAGAUGACAGGUUAACACACACAAAAGCAAAGGAACAGAUAACAGACUAAUAGACAUACCACAAAGGAAUAGAUAACAGGUUAACACACACACAUCAGUCAGGAAGGACUCGGGGAAAAAUGAGCAAAGGAUAUGAGUAAGCAGUAAACAGCAGAGCAAACAUGAUGUACGUAUGGACGAUGUUGAGAAGCUGAACACAAAUGCAUGGGUCUGGGGGGCCUUUGCUUCAUCCUGUGGAGUUGAAGGUGUGCUCAUGCUUCCCCUGACAAUUUUACUAAAGGUGUGGACCCCAAAGGGGGCGAGAUUGGCCCCGGGGUUCUUUUGGGAAUGUGAAGGUGUUUCCAUUUGUCAGAAUGACAGAGGAAGGGUAGCCUUCAGUAGGCAGGACCCGAGGAUACUUGAUACCCUGCAACAUGCAAUGAGCAAUUGUCCCACAGUUUCACCCAUAAAUGCAGAAUUCCCUGGUGGUCCAGUGGUUAGGACUCCGUGCUUCCACUGCAGGGGUUCGAUCCCUGGUUGGAGAAGUAAGAUCUGACCAGCCUUGUGGCGCAGCCAAAAGAAAAAAAAAAAAAAAGACAGUAUUCUUUGCCUGAUUUUAAUAUACACUGAAUUUUCCCAGCAUGCAAUUUACUAACUAGAUGGGAGAUUUUACUUAGUUUUCUGAGGGACUUUUCCAAGAGUUAUUCAUUCACCGUUUCAGAAACUGGGGUCACUAACAACAAAAUAACAAAUUGCAGAAGGGUGCAUAUACAAUAUUGCCACAUUGUAAAAAUGUGUAUUAUUUCCCUGUAUACAAAUAGACAGUAAAGAUGUGAAAACAUGCAAAGAAAUAAUAAACACAAACAUCACGGUAGUGGGUAUAUGUGGGGAGGAAAAGCUUCUGAUGACUUCUUUCUUUAAAGAAAAUAAAUCAACCUGACAUAAACAUGGCAACACAUUAAUAUUUGACAAACCUGGGUAGUGGGUGUGUCAUUGUUCCUUAUUCUCUAGAGCUCUCUAUGCUCUAAAUUGCCCAAAAGGGAGAGAGACUUGACAAAAACAAGAGGCAGGAGGAUGGAGGCAGGCAGGUGGACACUGAAUCAGCACACAUUUUGCAACUUUCUGACACUGAGCAGCUACUGACAGCUUUUAAGUUUGCAUGUUAUUGAGAUUUUCUAAAAAUCAAGGUAGCACCCUCAGCCUGCUCCUUCCACUGUCACCACACUUACGCUGAGCCCAUUCCCCCAGUAUUUUGUCCCCAACUAGCUGUCAUAUGUGGCUUAAGAUCUCACCUAUUUCAAAGUACAUGUUAACAAUGCUUUGAAGAUGAUCCACUCAAAGAAAUGAGUCUCUACUGGUGAGGUUUUGCCAGUCUUGUAUUUGUAUAUGUAUGUAUUGAUAGCUAUUUAGGGGAGGAGCUCUUCUCAGGCACACAUAGAUCAUGUGAGUCUUGGCAGACCUGACCUCCUUAUAAUGAAAAUCCUGAGUGAGAAUUGAGAUGUUGCAUUGGGAAUGGGGAAUAGAGGUUAAAAUUGCAGACAUCUUAUCGACAGGUUCAUUUUUUACCAAUUCUCUGAGGCCUGUGACUGGUCAUUUUUCAGUAUGCUUUGCAGAAAAUACCCCAAAUCACUGCUCUGUUUUGAAUUCUGCCCACAUCCCCUGUGUGCAUUGUCUGUGGGCCCUGGCAUAGUAACGGCAAAUACAAAUUAAAGAUAAGACACUCUGAAAAUAAUGAGAUCCCGCUACACACCUAGCAGAAUGGCUAAAAUCCAAAACACUGACACCACCAAGUGCUGACAAGAUUGCGGAGUAGCAGGAGCUCGCAUUCAUCGCUGGCAGGAAUGCAAGCGGUGCAGCCGCUCUAGAAGACCGUUUGGCAGUCUCUUCAAAAUUCAACAUACUCUUAACCAUAUGAUCCAGACUCGCUGGAUACAUACUGCUGAUAUUUACCCAAAGGAGCUGAAAACUGAUCUCCAUGCAAAAACCUGCCCAUGAAUGUUUAUAGCAGCUUUAUUCGUAAUUGCCUUAACUUGGAAGCAAUCAAGAUGUCGUUCAGUAGGUCAGUGGAUAAACUGUGACGCAGCCAGACAAUGAAAUAUUAUUCAGCGCUAAAAGGAAGUGAGCUAUCAGGCCACGAAAAGACGUAGAGGAAAUGCAAAGGCAUAUUACUCAUUAAAAGAAGCCAAUCUGAAAAGACAACAUACUGUAUGAUUCCAACUAGAUGACAUUCUGGACAAGGCAAAACUGUGGAGACGGUGAAAGGAUCAGUGGUUGCCAGGGGUUGGGGCGGGGGGAGAGGGAUGGAUAGGCAGAGCACAGAGGAUUUUUAGGGCAAUGAAAAUACUCUGUAUGUAUAUGUAUGAUGCUAUAAUGAUGGAUACAUGUCAUUAUACGGUUGUCAAAACUCGACACCAAGAGUGAACUGUAAUGUAAACUGUGGACUUCGGGUGAUAGCGAUGUGUCAAUAUAGGCUCAUCAGCUACAAGAAACGUACCGUCUGGGUGUGGUGCUGAUGGUGGGGGAGACGGUAUACGUGGAGGUGGGGAGGGUAUGGGAACCUUCUAUACUUUUAUUCAAUUUUGCUAUGAACCUAAAACUGCUCUGAAAAAUAAAGCCUAUAUUUAAAAAAAUAAUAAGGGGCUUAAUUUUCCCAGGUGAAUACAAGGGAAAAUUAAAUUCCCCUUUUUCUUCCAGAAUUUCUUUGUCUUUUUCACAUGUAUGGGCGCCAUUUUUUUUUUUAACAUCUUUAUUGGAGUAUAAUUGCUUUACAGUGGUGUGUUACGUGCACCUUUUUAAUGGCUAAAGAAACCUCUUGCCAAUCUAAUAAUACUCUGAAGGUUUCCUGUAGCAGCUGGGAGCUAUCUGUUUGAAACAUAAUGUCCCACCUCCCAGUUUCCGGGGAGGAGAGGGGCUUAACUUCAGCUGCCACCUUACUCUGAACUGCAAAGCCUAUUAAUUUUCUCAUAUCUGGGCAUAAAGAUACGAGAAAAUUAUAUCUUGAGAACAUGUACAUAAUGAGUAUGUCUGCCUGACUCUGAAAGGCUGAGCCUUCUCUGUCUCUGCAGUCACUGUACAGAUUGCCUGGGACGCAUCAUCUCUUGGGUUAAUGCUUAGUCAGUAAUACGACUGUUCUCUCUCUUCAACCUAUAUGGACAGGCUCUCUGGGUUGGGAGAUUUUGUUUUGAAUUCCAUUUCCCCAGCAGGGCCCAUGUCCGGAAGCAAACGUUAGAAUGUGUGGUUUGGCCAGUGUGGAUGACCGUGGGGAUGGCAGUCAGGCCAGGCCCCCUGGCAGGCCUGUCCUUGGAUGCAAGGGUGACAUGCAGGUGGUAGUGUCUGCACUACAUGUGCCAGCCUCCCAGAGCAGGGACAAGGUCACCCCUGUGCCUCCAUUGUCCAUGACCUCCUUUUCCUGGACCUGAAGUGUCUCAUCCGUGAAACGGUGAUAAAAAUCUUCUUUCCUAAGAACAGCUCAGACUGCUCCCCGCACCCGCGUCCUCUCUGCCCUGUCCUCUGUGAAGCCCCCUGGGGUCACCAUGGCUUGGAUGAGCUCUCUCUCCUUCGAGCUCAGGGUUGGCCCCUUGCCCCAGCUAACCGCCCUGCUUUGUUCUCCGCAUGCACGUCUCAUCCCCCCGGCAAUUUGGGGGUGCGCAUCUUGUGGCCUCAGUGUUGACUCUGUUCAUUCCACAAACAAUCUUUGAGCCUCUGUUAUGUGCCAAGAACGUCUGUGCCCUGAGAAAGUCCCACGCUGGGGUGAGGCUGCGUGUUUCUGUAAACCCGUCCUUGCCGUCCAGGGUGGUCUGGGUGCAGAGCACUGUGGCCCACCGGCGAGUGGGGUUUGAGUCGGGGCGGGUGACACCUCAACAGAUCAAGGGUGAGCACGGACUGGGCGGAGAGGGGCAGAGGUAGAGGGACAGCAUUCUGGGGGGCAAAACAGCAGAAGUGGAGUCUGCAGGACCACAGCCUGGCAUAGAGAUAUAGGGGCAGCCCAGGGUGCUGCUGGAGCAGAAAAUUUAAGGUGCGGCUGGGAGCUAAGACCGAAGUGUAACAGAGCAGGACCCUAUUGGACCUUCCUGACAGACCCCUCCCCCGCAUGUCUCUGCCUGACUCUUGUCUGUAGAAAAGCUGUAGUCUCCCAGGCCUCCCCUGAGUCACAAAAGCCUGGCUCAAGAAUUAAUGAGUGGAAGGAUGUGAACAUGUAGUGAUAGAGAGAGCAGUGGGGCCAGGAGAACUGGUAAGAAUUUGAACGGUAAAUCAGCCAUGUGGCGUCACAGAAUCCUUAGUUCCUCCCUGAAGUACCUAGAUAACAGCAUCUGAAGCACACUUCCUGAGUUGUUUUACAGAUGCUAAAAUCCCCACCAAAUGGAAGAAGUUAACUACUUGAUGACCAUGAGCACGUAGCCCCCAGGCCUACUGGAGCCUGACGAUUGAUCGAUCACGUUAACCCCUGUGACACCACCGCACUCUACCGCACCUGACACUGCCCCACUACCUCACCGUCAGCCAAGCAGAGACUUGUGCGGGAGCCAGACCACUUCACACCCUGCAACUCCCCUCCCUCACCCUGCCUAUAAAAAAACGUUCCCUGAAACCCCGCAGGGAGUUGCAGCCUUUUGAGCGUGAGCCAGCCGGUUCUCCUUUCAUGCCCCUUGCAAGAAACCCUCCUCUGUGCCGAGCUCCAACAUUUCGGUUUGUCUGGCCUCCCUGUGGGUAGGGUACACAAACUUGGGAUGGACAAGAGCAGCGGGCAGGGGGGCGGGCAGGGGCUGUCUUCUUUGCCCUCUGGAGCAGGGGUCCAUCCUUCUUCACUCGAAGAGAAAGCGAACUCUAGCAAUGUGAGCCUCGGUCCCCGGGUGGGAGAGCGCGCGGCGGGAGGUCUGGUAAGGCUCUGUGCGGAGGAGGGAGGGCGAGGGGAGCCUGAGGAACCCCACCCCAGGGCAGAGGCGUCGGGGGGCGGGGCGGGGCCCACCAGUCCUGACUCAGCAGGGCCGGCGAGAGAGGAGGCCUUGGGGGCUGGCUGGGCUCGCAGGCGCGAUAGCACCAGGGAGACCCCCGGGAGGGGGCGGGGGACGGGUUGGGUCCCACGGGCCGGGCGGCCCCUCGCGGGCUUAGCACGCCCGACAGCACUAACGCGCCGGCCCAGCAAAUCUUUUGUCGGGGCGGCGCUGAGCCAGCAGGGCGCCGCCCGCUAUAUCUGGGGCCCCCGCGGGCCGGUGGGACCGCGCACGAGGCGCACCAUGGCGCAGCGCUCGGGGAAGAUUACUCUCUACGAGGGCAAGCACUUCACGGGGCGGAAGCUGGAGGUCUUCGGGGACUGUGACAACUUCCAAGACCGAGGCUUUAUGAACCGGGUGAACUCUGUCCGUGUGGAGAGUGGGGCCUGGGUCUGCUUUGAUCACCCCGACUUCCGGGGCCAGCAGUUCGUCCUGGAGCACGGCGACUACCCCGACUUCUACCUCUGGAACAGACACAACGACCACAUGGGCUCCUGUCGGCCUGUUGGAAUGCAUGGGGAGCAUUUCCGCCUAGAAAUCUUCGAGGGCUGCAACUUCACAGGCCAGUGCCUGGAGUUCAAGGACGACUGUCCCUUCCUUCAGAGUAAGGGCUGGGCCAAGAACUGGGUCAACGCCAUCAAGGUGUACGGGGACGGCGCGUGGGUCCUGUACGAGGAGCCCAACUACCGCGGCCGCAUGUACCUGGUGGAGCGCGGCGACUUCCGCAGCUUCUCCGACUGGGACGCCCAGAGCGCGCGCGUCCAGUCCCUCCGCCGGGUGGCCAACUUCUUCUGACCGCCCGCCCGCCGGUGUCUGGCUGCGACCAGGAGCGGCCCGGAGAGAGGGACAGUCCCCCCAGCCCGCCCGGGACUCGGACCGUGGGAAAUAAACGUCAUAAAAGCCAAGCGCUGAGUGACUCCUCUGCCCUUCGUGACCAAGGGACAGCCGGGCGGGGGGCCCCCAGGCCCUGGGCAAGGGGCUGGCAGGACCCCCCGGCGUGGGAGGGACCGAUCAGGAAGGGUGGAGGGGGACGUUGCGAGGCACCCGCUGGGGGAGCAUUAGGGCUGGAAGGGACCUAUAGGUCAUGGAGUUCAAUCCUGUCACUUCACACGUGAAAAGCCAGCGUCCUACAUGGGGAGUCACCACCUCGGGUCCCAGAGCAGCUCCCAGUGGAACCAGGAUGGGGCCAGGGCGCUUCCCCUUCCAGGAACCCCACCCACAGGCCAGUUAGGGGAGAAAGGGGCAGCGGGGGAGGCGUGAUGGGGGCGGGGCGAGGAUGUGAUGGGGAUGGAGCGGGGCAGGGGACCGAGGGGGUCUGCUGUGAGGUGGGGGCUCCCUCUGGGCUCUAGUCUCCCUGAUCAGGGACAGGGGCUGCCAGGCCACGUGGUCUGGUCCACUCCACAGCCAGGCCUGACCCAGGGGUCCUGAGUCUGCAUCUCUGGGGGAUCUUGUAGUUUAUAGGGGAGGAUCUUCUGAAAGGAGUGGCUGGAUCCCAGGGACACAUCACUCCUUGUAUCCUGUAAGGAGAGAGAAACUGGGGGAAGACGAGGGGGAGUUGCUUCCUGAACAGGGCUGCACCACCCAGGGCCCAGGCUCUCUCCAUCCCGAGGGUGAAUCCACGGAGCUUCUCUGUGGCCCGGGCCCUCUGCAGGACACUGGGCCCACCUUGCUGGGUGUCCAGCCUCCUGUCCCCAGUGAGAGAGGGCCUGCUGGAUCCUGGGAGUGGCCCAGGUAACUCCGCGCUCCCCGCCUACGGCUGCCCACCAGAAUCCUGAGCAGCGGCGCUCACCGUCCCAACCAACAACUGAAAACCACCACAGAGCUGAUGGAAAGCCGUAGUUUGGAGUAAAAAUAGGCCUUCAUCUGUCAUAUACUGCCAUUACCUAUCCCAAUUUAUCUUUAUCUGAUAUUGUAUGCUUUACACGCACACAUUUUCAGUGCUAAGGGAAAUGAGUUACUGAUUUUUCUUGACUUCUUUCUUUUUAUUAUUAGGAACCCUUUCCAAUUGUAUUCAAGCUAUUAUAUGCUUUCCUUUUCUCCACAUUUAUCACUUGAAUCCUUCUGAAACUUGCAUCUAACUUGGACUGGCUUAUCGUGUAAAUGAUAGAAGCAUAACCGCCACCACGCACCAAGCAGAAAAAAAAGAAAGAAACCACCACAAAACUAACGGCAAACCAGUCAGAUCUCUGAGCCCGGAGUACCUCGCCUCGUGUGAGUCGAGAAGAGGGUUUGUUGAAAACCAUGCUCCUGUUUUCCCCUUUCUCUGCCCGUUUAUUCGGGGAUGUGGCGCUUUCCGUGUGACCUCAGCUACACUCGUCCCCCCGUGUGGGAGGCCCUGCCCACAGCCAUGCCCUUGUCCCUGCUCAGCUGCUCUUUCCUGCAACUGUCUGACCCUCAGAGCUCCACAUCAGGCCUGGGAGGGGAGGGGCCAGCGGGGAGGGGAGGGGCCAGCGGGUCUGGCUGGCCCCAGGCUUCCAGGAUCUCACACCCCUUCCCCCCCCCCCCCCCCCCCCCGCCCCGUGUUGAUGUUGACGAUGGAGCUUUUCUUUUAUGCUCUGACUUGAUGCCAGGCUCUGUACUAGUGGAACCUGUGUAAUUUUACUUACUGUGCAAUAACACCAAGAUGGUAAUAUGCUUGUUAUCACCGCUAUGAAGGAGAGCUAGACGCAGACAGGUUAAGCAACUUGCCCAAGGUCACACAACAGUCAGGAUUCAAACCAGGUCUCGCUGAUACCUUUGCUCCCAGCCACUCCGCUGCACACACAUUUGCAUAUACAGGUGUAUUUUAUCGAUACAAUAGUUAAAAUAACAGUAGUCCACCCAGUAGCAAUCACAUACUCAAAAGCAUAGUCCCCUGCAUCACCUCAUUCAAACUCCCCAUGGCCCAUGAGGAAAGGAAUCCAGACGUCCUUACCCUGGUCAGCGGGCAUCACGGGGAGAAGCGGGGCCUGGUGUGAACUGGGUGCAAAGUGUAUCAGUCAGCACGGGGCUUAGGUGAUGGAAAUGUUUUCUCUCACGGUUCUGGAGGCCAGAAGUCCAAGAUGAAGGUGCUGGCAAGUGUGGUUUCUCCUGAGGCCUCUCUCCCUGGCUUGCAGGGGGCCGUCUUCUCCCUGUGUCCUCACACGGCCUUUCCCCUGUGCGUGUCUGUGUCCUAAUCUCUUCUUGUAAGGAUACCAGUCAUAUUGGAUUAGAGUCCAACCUAACGACCUCAUUUUAACUUAAUCACCUCUUGAAAGACCCUGUGUCUCCUAAUACAGUCACAUUCUGAGGUUCUGAGGGUUAGGACUUCAACAUACGAAUUUGGGAGGGACACGUUUCAGCCUAUAACAUGAACCAAAUGGUCUCUCCAGGCCUCAGUCUCCUGCUCUGUGAAAUGAGGGUGAUCACGUCUGUUGUUUCAACUGUAUACAGCUGUAAAGGCCGAACAAGUAACCCUGAGAAGGUGCCGUAUGAAUACUGGCUCUCAGUAGUAAGUGAUGCACUGGAUGUCACCCAGAACGUGGGGGGAGCAGCGUUAAGGGCCAGCUCUGGGUCUCCGCCCCGAUCCUCUCUCUGUUACUCACUAGGAUGUGUCCUUGGACAAGUCACUGCCCCGUGCCUCAGUUUCCCAAGCUGUACAGUGAAGAUAAGCCCCUCCUAGGGAAUUAAGGAAGAAUCCCCCUGGCUGAGGAGCUCGGUCCAGUCCCCGGUAGCCAGGGGAGGAGCCAGCCUCGCACGCAGCCCUUCCCUCGUUCCAGAGGUUUCUCUAAACUCAUCCAGUUCCCCAGCACCUCAUUAACUGGUGAUUUAGUGCUUCACCAAUAGGCUUGUGCUCCCAGGUGACCUCCCCCUCACCCCAGCCCUCUGCUCCGUAAUCUGUCAGCAAAUCUGCUUUUUGUCUCAAGAGGAAAAACAAGAUUCCCAGCAAAGUGCUUGUGGGCAGACUUGUAAUUUGUCUGAUGUCUGUCCAGGGGGUCGGUGGACCGAGGGCCAGCGCCUUCGAAAGAGACUCACACAUGCUUCACAUACUUCUGUCUCAACUCUGCGGUUUGGAGAGCCGGGGCGCUCCCAGAGCCAUCCUCGUGUCCUCAGCCAUCAGUCCUCCCACCCACCGACCGCUCCACGCCCCCUCCACCCGGCCCGCGCCCCCUGCCGACCAGGAACGCGCAUGCGCUGUUUAUCAGGCCCGUCGGAUCACAGGAAAAACAUUCCCUUUGAAAACCCCACAGAUGUUCCCACAACCUCGCUGCCGCUGCCCCACCCCCACCCCCGUGAGCCCGGAGUCCCCUGCGCCCCUGAGGACCCCCCUAUGUUCCCUGACACGGCCUCCUGUCUCCACCUCCAGAGCCCUACAGAUCUGUGUUCCCUCAAGAAACCCCAGGGAUGGCCUUUCCUGGUGGUGCAGUGGUUGAGAGUCCGCCUGGCAAUGCAGGGGACACGGGUUCGAGCCCUGGUCCGGGAAGAUCCCACAUGCCGCGGAGCAACUAAGCCCGUGCGCCACAACUACUGAGCCUGCGCUCUAGAGCCUGCGAGCCACAACUACUGAGCCCACACGCCUAGAGCCCGUGCUCUGCAACAAGAGAAGCCACCACAAUGAGAAGCCGCACACCUCAAUGAAGAGUAGCCCCCGCUCGCCGCAACUAGAGAAAGCCCGCGCGCAGCAACGAAGACCCGAUGCAGCCAAAAUUAAAUAAAUAAAUAAAUUUAUUUUAAGAAAAAGAAACCACAGGGAUUUUCAAUAAAAACCUGUUGAAUGAGAGACCUUAAAAAUGUAGCUCCAGAGUUUCCGUUUGGGAAGAUGAGAAAGUUCUGGAGAUGAUGGUGGUGAUGGUUGCCCAACGACGGAAGGUGUUAAAUGAACUGUGCGCCGGAUAAUGGUUCGGAUGGUAAAUCGUCUGUCCUGUGUAUGUCACCACAAUAAAGACAAAGUCUGGCUUCUCGUUGCUGGGGGGCUGAGGGCUGUCGAAGAGCCUCCCCAGAUUCUGGAGGACAGCGUGGGUCCCACCUGCCCACAACUGCCCGUACCUGGGGAAUCUCUCACUCGCACCCCUCACCCCCCAUCCAGUGCUGUGCGAUGGCUGCCGAGGGAAUGGAAAGUGCACAAGGGGUCGUUCCUCCCGCAGGGUGGCUCAGAGAGCCGGGGUGAGGACCUGGGCUGAGCCCUGACCUCCUGACCCCCAGUCCCUGCCCAGCCACACAAAUGUCGGGGCGAGCCCGAUGACACCGAGGGAGUGCCUUGCACUGGGGCCUGUGAGGCCUGGACCUGUAAAAUGAGCUCUUUUGUAAAUAGGCCCUUGGCUUCCCUGCUGCCGGAGGCUAAGCCCCUCUUUGGAAUCAGUGAUUGAAAACAUCCCUAAGAGUCCAGCGGACACUGUGCCCUGGCAUGGCUCUGCCGGGAGGGGGCUGGGCGGCAGCUGCCCUGGACGGGCCUGUGGGUUUGGAGCCAGCCUCGCUGGAUGCCGAGACCAGCCCCUCGGUCAGUGUAUGUGGCGGGGGCAGGUUGAGCGGUCAGAAGUGAGAACCCCGCUCCUGGCCAUGCAGCCCCCAGGACUAUGCACUCUGGGUGGGGGGCGGGGGCCAGGUGAGCUAUCAGUCGUGUGGCAGGGUCCCACUUCAGCAAGAGGGGGAGGGCACUUGUGAUGCUGCAGGCUGCCUGACUCGGGGACCAAAGUCUGGGGAGUGGACAGGAAGACAAAGCCACCCCGUCUCUCCACUGACCCCAGAGUCCACAACAGCCAGGGCAGAGACCCCAGCACUGGGACUGAGAAGGUUGUCUCCUGGGUCCCUUUCCCAUCGAGGACUGGGGAGGCUGCCCCUGAGUGCCUGGCCUGGGGAACAGAGCAGCGUGUCCACUUCACAGCUGGGCCCAGGCCACCCUGGGCCCCGGGGCUCCUGGAUCACGUGGACAGAGAAGCCAGCAGGAACGGGGCGCCCCCCAAACGGGGCGGCUGGUGGAAAUCCUUUCCUGGGGCCUGCCAGAGAGGAGCCUCUGAGACGGCAGGGCCCUUCACACAGAGAGGCGUGGGGCUCAAGCGCCACGACACCACGUGGGGGCUGGCUGCCACGGCCAGGAGAGUGUCCACCUUCCUCAACAAAUCAGAUGGAAAAGGUAUAUGACGGAAUCAUUGGACUUUUGAAAAAGAAGAAAAAAGGUGAGGCCAUGGUAAGGUUAGCUUCCACAAUGCUCUAUGUAGCAAGCAAACUCCAGAUUCUCUGCUGGAGAGGGACCCCGGACUGGGCCAAAGCAAGCAGGGAAACAAGAUCGAUUCCAUGAGGCCGAGUCCAAGAGAUAAACCCAUUUUCCCAGAGAAGCACAGAGAUUCCUGGGACUCCGGCCAGAAAUGAAUUUCUUCCCUGGGUCCUCAGGACCCAUGCUGAUCAUCACAAGCUGCGUCCUCAGCAGAUCCCUCCCGCAAAGAAAAGAACAAGUUUCUUAGGAAUUUUUUGCUAAUCACAUCCCAUAGGGGUAGGCCUGUGGCAUCAUGCCAAAGUAAACUUUCUGUGGGGGAGAAGAUUUUAACAUCACUUGUUUACAUAGGAACAUUUAGCAAAUUCUAAGCGAAUCUAAUCGGGCUGUUGAAGCAGGGCCUGGCCAUACUUGGUUAUCAGUAAAUACUAGUAACGACAACACAGCGAACAUUUAUUGAGCAACUACUAUGCCCAAAACACUGUGCUAAACUAUUUUUUACUUAUAACGAGGUGGGUAUGUGGCUCUUGUCUCUUUUACAGCUAAAGAAGUAGACUUAACAAGGUAGCAGUAACUUGUCCAGAGCUGCACCAGAAGUGGCAAAAGCAGCAAAGAGCUCCAGCCGGCCGACUCCAGAGCCCGUACCUAACUCCUGCCAUCAACCACAGCAGAGGUUUUCCUAGAUUUCAGACCCAGACACGCACAUCUUAAAAAUAUUCUUCUCUUUGUUAAGUAGUGUAGGGUUUUGGUAUCUGAUUUAUCAUUUCGUCCAUAGGUUAUAGAAGAUAAGACAGUAUCUCAAAACAGAGUGACAGACUGAGAGAACGACCUUAUGGUUUCCGGGGGGAAAGGUGGAGGGAAGGGAUAGUUAGGGAGUUUGGGAUUGACACGUACACACGGCUAUAUUUAAAAUGGAUAACCAACAAGGACCUACUGUAGAGCACAGGGAACUCUGCUCAAUGUUAUGUGGCAGCCUGGAUGGGAGGGGAGAAUGGGUACAUGUGUAUGGUUGGCCGAGUCCCUUUGCUGUGCACCUGAAACUAUCACAACAUUGGUAAUCGGCUCUACUCCAAUAUAAAAUAAAAAGUUAAAAAAAAAAAAGACUAUCUCGAUGCGAGUGAACAUGCCUCAUGCUCUUGGACUCAGAGACCAGCCACCCUAUCACACCACUUAGGGGCAUGGGAAGCCGGGUGGGCGGGGGCUCUUUGGACUGUCAUCCGUCGGGAGUGGGGCGAUGCACUGAGGCUCCCACAGGGCGGUCCCUGGGAGGCAGGGGCCUUUUUCAUCAGCGACCAUGGAGAGAAGGGUGUUUGUGUAUGAGCAGUGGGCAGCAGUCACAGGGUCCUGCCAGAGGGUCGCCGGCAGGGAGCAACUUGGACCUACUACAGCUGCUGUGAUUCUGCUGAGGCAGCAGCCACAGGGUCCUGCUCCCAAACAGAUGAAACUCGAGGUAGGGCAAUUAAUUCUCUCUCCUUGGAAAUGAAAUCUGGUACCAAAUCACCCCAGGAGAGAGGAGGGCUGGGGCCAAGUAAACUCACAGCCACAUCCCAGAGAUGCAUUCCUCAAGUUCUGGCUGCCGAGACGUUGACUUUUCCCGAGUUCUUGACCUUCUUUAAUCUGGGUGUUCAUCUCUCCUUCACUCACUAUCCUUCCAACAAAUCCCCCUUUCUUGCUUAAACUCCCCAAACCCAGUUUCUUUCGUUUCAGCCAAAGAAUGCUGACUGACACCCCUGGUCGACCACCCUUUCUGCUCCCAGCAAAAUACAGGCAGGUGUGGAGUUAGGGGUGAGCUGGCCCUGGUCUCCACUCGAAAGAACCCGAAACUCAUGUAAAUACCCUUUGUAGGAUUAGCAACCCCGGUACGAAUUACACUUGGCUUCAGAAACCACACAGAGAGCAAGCAAAUGCAUGGUUUUGAGGGAAGCUAGAAAUCUUCUGGAAUGAGUGAAAACAGAUGUUGCUACAGCAAGCUCCCUGACGUUCCCUCCGAGUCACACACAAACACACAUGCAGACACACACACACACACGCACACACAAACACACAUGCAGACACGCAGACACACACUCUGACCAGGCUGCCACAGUGUGUCAGAUGAAGAGCACGGGGGCCCACAUGCAGAAGCUCUGAGGUCUCUGACGGCAAGUGUGUCCGCCCGGAAACUGACUGUCGCCUUGCUUAUCUCAUCCUCAGAGAAAUGCUCUUAGGACAUCACCCACAUCUGAAUAUUCGGGGAAAGGCACUCUUGCCAGAUCUUUGCCCAAGAUCUCUCUAGGAAAAUUCAGCGGGACUGGAGCGAAAGGCAGGACCACGAGCCUUCUAUGUGUUAGCACAGAGGGUGGGCCUGCUCCUUCCAAGCCACUGACUCUGUCAUUUGGUGGACACGCCCUUAGACUUGGCGAUAACAGAUAUGCAAUCUCCACUCACCAGCUGAGCGACUUUGCUUAACCUCGAGAGGCUUCAGUUUCCUCAUCAGUAAAAUCAGGAAGAUGAUAAUUAUCCUGAGAAGUCAUUAGGGAAGCCAAAAGUUACUACCCAACGUGUAAUUGUGCCUGCCUUAGGACUGUCACUCAAUUAUAGUGGAAUAAAAUAAAGAUUACAAAAGCACAG